UUAGGGUCAUCGACCGCUUUCUAUGAAUGCGUUAGUGUGUACGUUUCAUGCAUGGUAUUUGCUAUCACAUGCAUACGAGUGAAGAUUGUUUACUCAUAAGCCGCUAUGAUGUACCUAGGUACUGACUGACGACCGCCGAUGUUGCAUGUCGCUCAUCAUCAAGUUUACUAUGAAAACACUAUACUCUUAGGUAUCACAGUCAACUCAAGAAAAAGUUUAACCGUUAUAUUCCUCAUUAUUAUUCUCCACCGUGUCUCACUAAUACGCUUUGUGAUCACAUAAGGAAAUGCGAUGAAUCGCAUAAGAAUGCAUCCUACUUACAAAUCGAUUAUUAAACCGACGUUUGCUUUUGUCAUUGUUAUAAUUAUUUAAAGAAAAUAAUCCUAACAUGUCGAAGGAACGCACAUGCGUGCGUUAGUAUAUUAUGUAUGAUGUUAUUUUACUGUAGUUACGUCUAUUUGUACAAGUGUACUAGUGCGUAGUAGGUAACAGGCGUUCAAAAACGUCGUUGUAUCGCGCACAUGAGAACAUACACAUUGGUCGUCAAACUCGGUCGGGGAAAUCUUUGGCCUGGAUAACUGAGAGUCUUUGUUUACUGUUUUGUAGUUGUUGAGCUGCGUAACCGAGGUGAUCCUUAUUCGAGUGGUAUGUGGCGCGCGGCCUGCAGCGUGCUGUCUGCUGGUUGCGUAAACAGUCUGCUCCUCGACCGCGGCCGCGCUGCACGUGCGUACGACGCGCCACGCGCCACCGACAUGACACCGCGUAAUUAAUAGUGAAUAUAUCGCGCCCACAGUCGCAUUGUUCAAACCUGAGCGCGUGCUCGAGCGUGACCGCUAUGUUUGUGUGAAUAGGAUUAUUAAAUAUCGUGCAGUGUUUUGAUUCUCGAUCAGUUAGCGUUUCGAAAUAUCGGUCAGUGCGUCCAGCCAGAUGGUUAGGAAAAUAAUAGUCGUCGGAAUACGCCACUACGAGGAUCCUUUUUAUAAACAUGUGACAGGCUCGACCGGGCCGCCCCCGGGAUGCGGCCACCAGAGGAACAGAUCGCUGGACUCGGUCCUGCAGAGGAUACCCGAGGACGUGACGCCGACGUCGCCGGAGGGCGCGCCGCUGCGGUCGCCGCUGGAGGCGGGCGCGGCGCGGCUGGCGGCGGCCGGCGCGGGCUCCGACGACUCCGGCAUCCACGCGCCGCCCGACGCCGACGUCGACGAUGCGGAGCCCGUCCGUCGCCCCGCGGCCGCCGCGCGCUCGCGCGAGAGCCUCGACUCCGGCAACCCCGAGGACGCCGACAAGCCGCCCGACCCGCCCGACGCCGCCGCGCCCGCCCAGGACGGCGACGGUGACGGCGACGCCCCCGAUGCGGUCGACGCGCAUCGAACUCCCGCCGCCUCGUCUAAAAACAAAGACUUUCUCCUUCGCCUGUUCGAAAGUAAACUGUUCGACAUGAGCAUGGCGAUCUCGUAUCUGUUCAACUCGAAGGAGCCCGGCGUGCAGACCUAUCUGGCCAACAAACUGUUCUCGUUCCCCCCCGACGACGUGGACUUCUACCUGCCGCAGCUGGCGACCAUGUACAUAGAGAUGGGGGACGUGGCGGACGUGCUGCGGCCGUACUUGGUGCACAGGUGUAAACGGAGCGCGGAUUUCUCGCUGCGGCUCGCGUGGCUGUUGACCGCGUUCGAGGGCGAGGUGAAGCGCUCGAAGGCGUUGAAGCUGCGGGACUCGAUCCUGGCGGACGAGAUCCGGCCCAGCGCGGCGGGGGCGGGGGCGGGGGCGGGGCUGGGUGCGGGCGCUGUCGGCGCGCGGCGCGGGCACCACCGCUCGCAAUCGGACGCGUCGGCGCUGCGGGCGCCGGCCCCGUCCGCGCGGCACCUGGGCGACCUGGCUUCGGGACGCGCCUUCGACAACGGCUGCCUCUGCGCCGAACACUGCGUGUGCGGGGCGCCCCGACUCACGCCGCAGAUACAGUUCAUCAACGCGCUGGUGAACAUCGGUCGUCGGCUGGCGGGCGUGGCCGACAAGGAGCGCCGCAACGGGAAGCUGCGCGCGGAACUGGCCGCCCUCGACCUCAACCUGCCCGCGCGCGUGUGCCUGCCGCUACACCCCCGGCCCCACCACGUGCUGCGCAUCCCGCCGCACGCCGCCGCGGUGCUCAACAGCAAGGACAAGGCCCCGUACAUAAUGUACGUGGAGGUGCUGGAGACGGCGCCGGACGGCACGGGGGGGCUGCCCCCGCGGCUGCUGCCCCCCGCGCCCCCCGCGCCGCAUUCGCCCCCCAUCCGGCACACCAAGAGCGAGGAGAACCUGGCCCCCCCGCCGCUCUACUACCCGCUGCCGCUGGAGCCGCCCGACCUGGCCGACCUGGCCGACUGCUGGAGCCCGCACGACCCGCAUGACCCGCACGACCUCAGCGACGCGCCCCACGACACCAUCUCGCAGAUAUCGGUGCAGUCCGGGUCGAGUAGUGUGAGCGGGGCGAGCCUCGACCAGUUGUCGUUGUCGGGCGCAGGUGCGGGCGCAGGGGUGGGCGCCGUGGGGGCCGGCGACGUGCGGCGACGACUCGCCGACGCUACUGCGGCCCCCCCUCCCAACACAUUCCGGCACGACCCCGCCGACCCCUCCGCUGCCACGCUCAAGGAGUGUUGGGAGAGCAAGCUGUCGCGCCUGCGCGCGUCGUCGCCGUACGGCACGCUGGCGGGCUGGCGGCUGCUGGGCUGCAUCGUGAAGGUGGGCGACGACCUGCGCCAGGAGCUGCUGGCCGCCCAGCUGCUGCGGCGCCUGCAGGCCGUCUGGGACGCGGAGCGGGUGCCGCUGGUGCUGCGGCCCUACCGCAUCACCUGCCUCGACCGCGACGCCGGCCUCAUCCAGCCGGUGGUGAACUCGGUAUCGCUGCACCAGAUCAAGAAGCAAUCGGGCGGCGCCUCACUACGCGCCUGGCUCGAACUGGAACACGGCGCCCCUACUACGGAGUCCUUCUUGAGGGCACAGACCGCCUUCACGCGGUCCGCGGCCGCUUAUUGCCUCGCCUCCUACCUGCUGCAGCUCAAAGACAGGCACAACGGGAACAUUUUACUAGACAGCGAGGGACACAUCAUCCACAUCGACUUUGGAUUUAUAUUCUCGAACUCUCCCAAGAAUUUAGGAUUCGAGAGUUCUCCAUUCAAGUUGACGCGCGAGUUCGUGGAGGUGAUGGACGGCGAGUCGUCGGACAUGUUCCAGUACUUCCAGCUGCUGCUGCUGCGGGGCUUACUGGCCGCGCGGAAACAUUGCGACCAGAUCGUCAACAUAGUGGAGACCAUGCGGACCGGCGGUCAACUAUCGUGCCUGCGGUCUUCCGGUUGCGUGUCCGCAUUCCGGGCCCGCUUCCACCUGAACCGCACCGAGCCGCAGCUGCAUCAGCUCGUCACCAGGCUGGUGAGGGACGCCACGCACUCGCUGUCCACGCGCCUCUACGACAACUACCAGUACUACACCAACGGCAUCCUGUGACCGUCUAUCUAUACACAUACACACACACACACACACACACACAUACA
Molecule: messenger RNA, 3527 nt
Organism: Chilo suppressalis (striped riceborer)
Lineage: Eukaryota; Metazoa; Arthropoda; Insecta; Lepidoptera; Crambidae
Source: the annotation of a GenBank genome assembly